Vicia villosa (hairy vetch) is the source of this 1731-nucleotide messenger RNA. RefSeq lists its product as uncharacterized. Gene Ontology annotation, molecular function: zinc ion binding. The transcript has 6 exons. NCBI's taxonomy places the organism in Eukaryota, Viridiplantae, Streptophyta, Magnoliopsida, Fabales, Fabaceae. The coding region runs from base 1 to 1731 and encodes 576 amino acids. The record is from RefSeq and is a predicted model, not a curated record.
AUGAGGCACAAUUAUAGAGUGGGGAUCACUGUUGGCAGGGCAUGGAAAGAAAAAAUGAUAGCAAGACAAAUGAUAGAAGGGGAUGCAGACAAGCAAUAUUCAAAUUUGUGGAGGUAUGCAGCUGAAUUGCAUAGGGUGAGUGCUGGAAACACUGUAAAGAUCAACAUUGAGAGACCAUCACCUUCCAUCCAACCAAGGUUUGGUUCUUUCUAUUUCUGUUUUGAGGGAUGUAAACAAGGGUUCAUACAUGGUUGUAGACCUUUUAUUGGGGUGGAUGGCUGUCAUUUGAAGACUAAGUAUGGAGGUGAGUUGUUGAUAGCAGUGGGAAGGGACCCCAAUGAUCAAUAUUUUCCAUUGGCCUUUGGGGUUGUUGAAACAGAAACAAAAGAAUCGUGGAAGUGGUUUAUACAGCUGUUGAUGGAAGAUAUUGGAAUAGAGAAGAGAUAUGUAUUUAUCUCAGACCAGCAAAAGGGUUUGGUGGCUGUAAUUGAGGAAAUGUUUGAGAGAAUUGAGCACAGGCUUUGCUUGAGGCAUUUGUAUGCAAAUUUCAAGAAAAAGUUUGGUGGAGGAGCACUUAUAAGAGAUCUAAUGAUGGGAGCAGCCAAGGCCACAUACCAUCAAGCAUUCUUGCAGAAGAUGACUGCAUUAAAGGCUGUAGAUCCACAAGCUUGGGAAUGGCUAAUGGGAGUGCAUACCAAAUCUUGGUGUAAGCAUGCUUUCAGCUAUUAUCCUAGGUGUGAUGUUUUAAUGAAUAAUAUCUCUGAAUCCUUUAAUGCAACAAUCUUAUGUGCUAGGGAUAAACCAAUAUUGACAAUGUGUGAGUGGAUUAGGAAAUAUCUAAUGAAUAGGUGUAGCCAAUCUGCUUUGAAACUUGGUAAAUGGCCACACAAAAUCAUGCCAAUCCCUAGGAGGAGACUAGAUGCUGAGGUAGCUAUGAGUGGUCAGUGGUUACCAACAUGGGCAAUGGGGGAAAAGUUUCAAGUCACACAUGCUUAUAACAGCCAAGAAUUUAUAGUUGACAUAGCUAAAAGGUCAUGCUCAUGUAAUUUUUGGCAGCUAGUUGGUAUACCCUGUAGGCAUGGUGUUGCUGCCCUAGGAUUUAGACAGCAAAAUCCAGAGUUGUUUGUUCAUGAAUGUUAUAGUAGGGAGAAAUAUUCUUUGUGCUAUGGUUUUCCUAUUAGUCCUAUAAAUGGACAGGAAGUGUGGCCUAUUGUUGAAAGUGAAUAUAUCUUGCCUCCUGACUAUAAAAAGGGUCCUGGUAGACCAAGGAAAUUGAGGAUUAGGGAAACUGGAGAGGAAGGUGCUAGGAGGAGGCUACCUGGUGUGUCUUACAGGUGCACUAGAUGUGACAAGAUUGGGCAUAAUAUUAAGUCAUGCAAGAGCAAGGUGCAAGAUCCAAGUGCCUUGAAAAGAAAGAAAAAAGGACAAUUGAGGACUGCUACUAAUGCAAGUGUAGACACUCCAAGUGCUAGUGCAGUCUGCCCUGGGUCUGCACCAGAACAACCAUUUUUGAUAACAGAAGAAGAAGAUAGCAAUGAGUCACAAAGGAAGAUGAAGACUACUCCUAAGAAGAAAUUGAAGAAGAACCCAAAAAAGAAGUCUAUCAAUGACUUGUGUUUUUCUGGAUUAUGCAAAUUUGGUGCUUUUCAUGUAAACAGAAUUAUGGGCAUUGGUGCUUUUGAUGUAAACUGUAUUAUGCACAUUUGGUGCUUUUGCAUAAUUAUGCAGUAG